AUGGUGACCCAACAGUGCGCCGGCACGACCGCGAAGAAGGACCGAUGCAAGCGACGUGUUGCGAAUGGCGUGUACUGCGCGGCCCACCGAGCGCAGCACUCGGCUGCGCCGGUGCAGUCCGACGGCUUCAUCUACAUGUACACCUACGAGCGCCUCUACGACGCGCUGAUGGGUAAGGGCGGUGCGGCCUCCCUGGACUGGCUCAAGGCGGAUCGCAGUGUGUUGGAGAAAAAACCAGUGGCCCUGCAACGCUGGCAGCUGGACGGGGACAUUCUUGUCAAGAUUGGCAUGACUAACAACCCGGUUGCAGCGCGGCUGGUACAGUGGCGCCAGCGCUGUACCCACCCGCUGGUCGCCUUGACGCCUGCGCGCGUGCGCGAACUGCAGCGCGUGCACGCGCGGAGAAAGCGCGGCGUGCUGGAGCGGCUCCAGGAGCGGAUGCGUGACCUCUCGCUGCACCGGCCGCACGGGGCGGACGCGCAAGAGCCGCCGCUGCUGACGUUUGCGCACGACGGCUUCCGGUGCCGGGGCGACGCGCUAGCCGCGGUGGAGCAGAGCAUCCACCAGGCGCUGUGGCGCCGCUAUGAGCGCGCCUACGUGCUGUGCAGUGGCUGCACCCGGAGCGCGGCGCCCACGCGGCACCGCGAGUGGUUUAAGGUGCCCGUGCGCGACCUGGGCUACGUGCUCUACACGAUCGACGAUCUCUGCCUCGGCGGCCGGGCCGCCAACCGCCCCGACGCUGACACUACAAAAAACAGCACGCGGCGAGCGCCCCUCGCACCUGCCAGGCCCAGCACGCAGAGCCCAUGA
This is a messenger RNA of Eremothecium gossypii ATCC 10895, 810 nucleotides long. RefSeq lists its product as uncharacterized. The transcript has a single exon. Bases 1 to 810 code for a protein of 269 amino acids. The record is from RefSeq and is marked provisional. NCBI's taxonomy places the organism in Eukaryota, Fungi, Ascomycota, Saccharomycetes, Saccharomycetales, Saccharomycetaceae.